UCGAUCGAUAGGUUAUGUAAUUUAUUUCAUGAAAAUUUCAAUUAUAUCUUGAUAAUGGUUAAUAAUUUGUAAGAGAAAAUUUUCUUAGCCUAACUAAGAUCGUCUGAUUUAACGAGAAUUUGACGAUGCUUUUGUCAUAGUGACAAUAGUAUAUUAUUGGCACGGGCACGGUUUGUCGUCGCGCAUGAAAUCGGUGCAGCCUUAAAACUAAUCUCGCUGCCGUCUUGGAAACUCGGUGUAACGCUUGUACCGAGGAAGCCGCCACCGAACAUCGUGUUAAAAGGCUAAUUAGGAAAAAGUAGGGCCUACGUGUGCGAGUAUAAAAAUGGAAUCGAUGCACAAUGCAUAUCCGAAAAAAGUUCACGAUUCGUACGAGGAUGAAGAGGAGAGGAAACAUUUUCAACGUAUUGUUUCAGCGUUCAGGCACUAUAAAUCUCACUCCCUGCAGAGAGUUAAGAAGACAGAAUCUUAUCUAUUAUCCUUACCGGUGCAUCAUCAGAAACUAUUAUCCAAAUAUAAAGAGCAUCUUCAAGAAGUCAAGAGAUGUAUUGAAUAUAACAACGAUAUAAUAAGACUCAUCAUAAAGGAUGUAGCUCAUAUUUUUGAAAAUGUGAGCCCAGCUAGUGCACAAAAUGACAGUGUAAGAAAACUUUACCUGACACAAAACACCCGACCUGUAUUGGCUGACCAAGAAAAAGUACAAGCUACUAUUAAACAAUUAGUUCGCGACUGGAGCUUGGAAGGAACUGAAGAACGUAAAGCUUGCUAUCAGCCUAUCAUAGAUGAAAUAACAAAUCAAUUUCCAUUAGAUAAAUGUACUCCAUCACAAGUGCAAAUUCUAGUACCUGGUGCAGGAUUGGGUCGUCUUGCGUAUGAAAUUGCAAGGCGUGGUUAUACUUGCCAAGGGAACGAAUUUUCUCUCUUUAUGCUCUUUGCAUCACAUUUCGUAUUAAAUAAAUGCAGAGGUAUAAAUUCAUAUCAAGUACAUCCAUGGGUACAUCAAUAUAUGAACAAUUUAAAACCAGAACAUCAAACACAAGCUGUUUUCUUCCCUGACGUAAAUCCCAGUGAUCUUCCAGAAAAUGCACAAUUUUCUAUGACAGCAGGAGAUUUCUUAGAGGUUUAUACAGAAGAUGACCAUUGGGAUUGUGUUGCUACGUGUUUCUUUAUAGAUUGUGCAAAUAAUGUAGUACAAUUUAUAGAAACCAUCUAUAAAAUUUUAAAACCAGGAGGAGUAUGGAUAAAUCUUGGUCCAUUGCUGUAUCAUUUUAGUGACAUGCCUAUGGAAGAUUCAAUAGAACCAAGUUAUGAUGCAGUUCGUGAUGUUAUACAAGGUUUCGGUUUUCAUCUUGAGAAAGAAGAAACACACAUGAAAACACGCUAUGCGCAAAAUGUGAAUAGUAUGUUACAAUGCGAGUAUAAUAGUGUGUAUUUUGUAUGUCGGAAACCUAAAAGACAUAUUAAUAUAUUGGGUCAUCAAAAUGGUGCUGAAAGCAAUGGCAUACAAGAACAAGAAAAUUAAAUAUUGACAAAUCUAACAUGUUUUACUCAUGAGGAAAAUUGGUGGAAUUGUACAAGGACUAAAGUACUCCAAUUUAUACCGAGCAAAUUCAAAGACAACCAUAACAUAUUUUAUUUCUGGUAUUGUAAAACAAUUUCUGUGAUUCAAAAGCUUAUUUGGAUACAAAUAAGUGUUAUUUCUAUAUUCCCUGAAAACAAAAUUUUUGACAUAUACAAGUUCCUUUCGUAGUACCAAACUAAAUAAUUAAUAACUUCAUAAAUCAGUAACUUUUAGUAACAAUUUGACAAUUUCCCUAAUGAGUCUUACAUUUGUGAUCUAGCAUAAUAAUUAACGUUUAUUUGUUUCCAUCAUGUACCAAUAGCUAUGACAAUGUAAUAUAUGACCAUUUCCUCUUCUGCUCUCUCCUGCUGUUUAGUUGGGAAUAUUUCGAUUACUAACGUUAGUGAUAAUGCUAAUGACAUAUCUUUACAGGUGCUAACGAAGCCUUAUUUAGUUUUUUCUUUAUCCUUGGUCAUUUUUCAAAUAAUGAAGACAAGUUAAAAAUCAAAUUUAUUAAAAGAACAGACAAAGUUUCAUCGGAGAAGAAACUACAGCUUAUGAAUAUGUAUUAUUUUUCCAUAUUAUCAUUAGUUCCUUUCAAAAAUAUUGUAAAAAGCAUGUAUAGAAAAUGAUAUAUAAAUGAUCACUGAAAGUUUUUACUUCGUUAUAUGUGUUAUUCUCUUCAGAUAUAUAAUUUUGUAAUGGCAAAUAUGGAAGUAAAUACUUUUCAAGCGUUUCUUUUUGUAUCUUUCUAUUAUAAGAAUAUUAACCAAAAUUUUCUAACUACCAACACAUUCAACCUUCAUAAAAUAUAAUGCAAUUAUCCGUCGUGUUAUUUUUAAUAAAUUUAAAAAAUACAAUGAGAGAUAACAUAUCUAAUAUAUAUUAUAUUUCAUCAUGAGGAAAAAUGCGAAUUUCAAUAUUAUAAAUCUGACUUUGCUUAAGCUUUACAUCGAUCUUCUGCAGCAGUGCCUUUCGGAUAUUUUUAUUGUAUAAUUAUAAUUCUUUGUUUUAAUAAUACUUAUUUUUUCCUAAAGAUUAAAUAAAGAAAUCUAAAAUAAAUAUAAAUCGUGAAUAUAAGAAAUAAGACUGUUAUAAAGUAUGUAAAAAGAAAUGAAUAUAAUGAACAUGUAUUGCUAAGUUCAAUACAAAAUUACAAAUCUAUAUUUAUUGUUAUUAAAAUAAUUAUAAAAUUUCUUCCAUUAUUCUUCCUUAUUGCAUGCUUAUAGUUUCACAUAUUUUGCACAUAAUUGAAGAAUUACCCGAACAUAACCGUCGAUUUUAAGUCGACUUCAUAUUUGUUUUACUAUUUUUAAGAUCUUAAAAAAUCAGCAAUAAUAAUUUGUUAUAUGGAAUAAAUGUAGAUCAAUUUAGAUGUAAGUUAGUUUAGAUUUAAUAAUGUAAUUAAUAUAAUUUUAUAUUAAAGUCUAUUCUACAUGA
Messenger RNA from Vespa velutina, 3001 nucleotides. Its product is annotated as carnosine N-methyltransferase. The coding region runs from base 326 to 1522 and encodes 398 amino acids. Gene Ontology annotation, molecular function: S-adenosylmethionine-dependent methyltransferase activity. Lineage: Eukaryota; Metazoa; Arthropoda; Insecta; Hymenoptera; Vespidae. The transcript is spliced from 7 exons. The record is from RefSeq and is a predicted model, not a curated record.